Molecule: messenger RNA, 1633 nt
Organism: Castor canadensis (American beaver)
Lineage: Eukaryota; Metazoa; Chordata; Mammalia; Rodentia; Castoridae
Gene: Rhbdl1
Product: rhomboid like 1
Cellular component (GO): membrane
Molecular function (GO): serine-type endopeptidase activity
Source: RefSeq, a predicted model, not a curated record
CGAGGCGCGCGCAGAGCAGAGCAGGCGGAGCGGGCCGGCCGGGGCGGAGCGGAGAGGUCCGCAGAGAAGCCCCUCCCGGCCUCGGCCGACCCCGGCCCCCGGCCCGGCUCUAUGGACAGGAGCUCGCUGCUGCAGCUCAUCCAGGAGCAGCAGCUGGACCCUGAGAACACAGGCUUCAUUGGAGCGGACACCUUUGCUGGUCUGGUGCACAGCCAUGAGCUGCCCCUCGAUCCUGCCAAGUUGGACAUGCUGGUGGCCCUGGCCCAGAGCAACGAGCGGGGCCAGGUCUGCUACCAGGAGCUGGUGGACCUGAUCAGCAGCAAGCGCUCCAGCAGCUUCAAGCGGGCCAUUGCUAACGGACAGCGGGCACUGCCCCGGGACGGGCCGCUGGAUGAGCCGGGCCUGGGUGUCUACAAGCGGUUUGUGCGCUACGUGGCCUAUGAGAUCCUGCCCUGUGAGGUGGACCGCCGCUGGUAUUUCUACCGGCACCGCAGCUGCCCACCCCCUGUGUUCAUGGCCUCUGUCACCCUUGCCCAGAUCAUCGUGUUCCUGUGCUAUGGGGCGCACUUCAACAAGUGGGUGCUGCAGACCUACCACCCCGAGUACAUGAAGAGCCCCCUGGUGUACCACCCUGGGCACCGUGCUCGCGCCUGGCGCUUCCUCACCUACAUGUUCAUGCAUGUCGGCCUGGAGCAGCUGGGGUUCAACGCCCUCCUGCAGCUGAUGAUUGGAGUGCCCUUGGAGAUGGUGCACGGCCUGCUCCGAAUCAGCCUGCUCUACCUGGCAGGUGUGCUGGCAGGCUCCCUGACUGUCUCCAUCACUGACAUGCGGGCCCCUGUGGUGGGGGGCUCUGGUGGGGUCUAUGCCCUGUGCUCAGCACACCUGGCCAACGUUGUCAUGAACUGGGCUGGGAUGAGGUGUCCCUACAAGCUGCUGCGGAUGGUGCUGGCCCUGGUGUGCAUGAGCUCCGAGGUGGGCCGGGCUGUGUGGCUGCGCUUCUCCCCACCACUGCCUGCCUCGGGCCCACAACCCAGCUUCAUGGCGCACCUGGCUGGUGCGGUGGUAGGGGUGAGCAUGGGCCUCACCAUCCUGCGCAGCUACGAGGAGCGCCUGCAGGACCAGUGCGGCUGGUGGGUGGUGCUGCUUGCCUAUGGCACCUUCCUGCUCUUCGCCAUCUUCUGGAACAUCUUUGCCUACGACCUGCUGGGCGCCCAUAUCCCCCCACCGCCCUGACCCGCUCCCCGCAGCCACAUGGGCUGGGACGUGGCAUGCAGUGGUCUGGCCACCAGGUGGGCCUGCAUGCCUACCCUAUGAGAAUGGACUUCUCAGGGCUGCCUCUCCCUGUGGGAGCAGGUGGGCCCCGUGGUCCACCCAGUUGAGGCCAGGCUUUAGUGCAGCCCUGGCUGCCCCCUCCCAGGCUUGGGGGGGAGGGCUGCUGGGCCAGAGCUGGGUAGACAUCUUUGAAAGUGGCCCCGGAGGAGAGCCCUGUCCCCACCCCUAAGACUUGCAGUCUGAGCCUUUUUGGAGAAUGAAUAAAUAUUUUACAUGGCACUAGGUAGCUGUCCUGGGGCUCUAGAGGCUUGUUUGCUCACCCCCUCCAAUAUGACAGAUCUCUACCCUCCAGGAGGGCCUG